GUGGUUAUGACGUCACUACGGCGCGCUAAGACCAAAGUGCACUUUCACUUUGCUCAAAAAGUUGUGAUAUUUAAAAAAUGUAGAAAGAAAACGUCAUCGUGUUUUUAUUAAACAGUUACAGGAGCGGUAACAUGUGGAUUCUAACACCCCUGCAGCCUGGAGGACAAACCCACUAUCUCCAGUCCGGUAAAAACUAUGUGGUCGGAAGAAAGAACUGCGAUAUCAUUCUGUCUGAUGACCAGUCCAUCAGCCGGGCUCAUGCGCACCUCAGCAGCUCGGAGAAGACACUAACUGUAAAAGACAUGUCUAAAUAUGGCACUUCUGUCAACGAACAGCAGUUGGCCCAAAACACUCCAGUAAAUCUAACGUCUGGGAGCAACAUCACAUUUGGAGUUUUUAACAGCAAGUUCAGAGUUGAGCAUUUGCACCCGGUGGUUUGCUCUUCUUGUUUGGACAACAGUGGAAAAACGUCUCUCUUGGGGGCACUGCAGCUUGUGGGUGGGAAACUGGUGGGAACAUGGAGCCAGGACUGCACACACCUGGUCAUGUCCAGUGUCAAAGUCACCAUCAAGACGAUUUGUGCUCUUUUGUGUGGAUGUCCUAUUGUGACACCAGAGUUUUUCUCAGCUCUUCAGGCUGCCAUCGAAAACAAGUCACCUCCUCCUGAAGCUGAGAGGUUCACACCUGAAAUAAACGAGCCCAGCUUAAACAAAGACAAAAUUAAGAUUGGCGUGAUUUCCAAACGCAGAGAGCUUUUUACUGGGAAGACAUUUGUUUUCCUAAAUGCCAAACAGAUGACGCGCCUGAGUGCAGCAGUGUCUUAUGGAGGGGGCAGCUGCACACUCCUGGACGAGAGCUCACUGCCGCGGGACAUCCUGGAGUCUCCUCAGAGCUGUGUAAUUGAUGUCACAUCCUCAGCCUCUCAGCCUGUGCUGUCCUCCUCCACCAUGGACUGGGUGAACACUGUGAAGAGCAUUGUUGAAAAGAAAGGUCUGAGAGUUAUCACAGAAUCUGAAAUUGGAGUAGCGGCCAUUUACGCAUCAUGUAAAGAACACUGCAAUUCCUCUCGUGUGGCAGAUAGCGAUUCUGUAUCUAAAAUGAAGUCCAGGAUCCCGAGUGCGUCUCUGACUCAGAGUGUAGCGGUGGAUGAAACUGUGUUACCGGCUCCAUCGCUGAACAUCACGGCCUACGCAGCCAACACAGAGCCAUCACAAGGGUUGAAUAUCCGUCAAGUUUCGGGGGUGUUAGCCGUGGGAGAGACACCAGAAAAACGGCUCAACUCUAAAAAUUCUGGAACAGAGAGGAAAUCGCAGUAUUUUGUGCCUGAAUCACAAAACAUCUCACUCAAUGCUAUGGAGCACACAGAGUCAAAACGAACUAUAGAGGAAUCUAAACUGACAGAAGAAGAACCUAGUGGCAUUCGACCACAGCCGACCUUUGCAAAACCCAGCAGUGGUACAAAGAUUUUAUCACAAAAACUGCCCCUUCAGAAAAUAAAGACUUUUGGACAAGGAUCACCUCAAAAACAGUCACCUCAAAAGCAGUCAUCACUCACAAGCUUCUUUCAGCCGAUCAACAAGAAAAGGCAAUUGGAGGAUGACUUUACUGCAGAGACGUCCCAACCAAAGCGAACUGCCCGGGAUUCUUUAAUAACCUCACAACCUCCACAAACUUCAAAAGAAACUCGUUCAGAAAAGGCUCCAACAGACCUGUCGCAGAGCUCAGGAGGGGAGACUCAAAGCAAAACACAGGGUCAGAAAAGGAAGGAGAUGGAUGAUAACGAACUGGAGGAACUAGAAUCAUUAAUGUCUGAAGAUAUGGACUGCUUUGAUGCACCACCUCCAAGAAGCCAAAACCAGGCAAAAAUGCUCAGUUCAAAACGACAGAAAGAACUGGAGGAACUAGAAUCAUUAAUGUCUGAAGAUAUGGACUGCUUUGAUGCACCACCUCCAAGAGGCCAAAACCAGGCUAAAAUGAACACUACAAAACCACAGAAAGAAGUUAGUACAGCUGAAGUUUCCAGGAAAAGACCGAGACUUCAGGAGCAAAACAAGGAAGACAACAGGAAAAGUAAACAGUUUGAUUUGGAAAAACCAUCAACUUCGAGCAGUACCCCAGCAGUUAAAAUUAAAGCACAAAAUAUAUCUAUAAACAUUGAUGCAUUUGAACAUACAAAAGAAACAUAUGACAAUAGAAAGUCCAGCAAUCCACCAGCUAAGCCACCAUCUAAAACACUAGGUCGUAAGGACCAAUUCCUUUUCGCUGAUAGUAGUGACUUUAUUGAGGAUGAAGAACUCCUCAAAGCAGAAUCUGUUGAGAUUUCUAUAAAACCAGCAACUAUCAAACCGGAGGUCAAAAAAUCCAGCAAUCCACCAGCCAGGCCACCAGCUGUGAAGAAGCCAAACAAAUCUCCUUUCACUGACGAUGAUAUUGGUUUUGUUGAUGAUGAAGAACUCUUAAAAUCAGAAGCCACUCAGGUUCCUAUAAAACCAGUGAAUAUCAAACAGGAGCUCAAAGAACCAAAGAUGGACGACAGCUUGCCCAAGAACUUGUUGCUGGUGGUUAGAGAUCUCCAAGUGUCAGAGCUUCCUACAAAAGUGACAAAACAGAAGCAGAGCAAUGGCUGCACAAAGAACUUCAAAUGCUUCCGUAAGGGGCAGGUGCAUGGUGUGGCCCCUGUGAUCAGAGGGGCAGAUCUUCUGGCUCAUAACAGGGGCAGAAACUCAGAUCUAGACGAGUGGCUCAGAGAUGCUGUGGAGGAGGACCAACAGAGUCGACGAGAUGAGAGCGUAGGAGACGACCUCUUCAGGUAUAACCCCAGUAAACUCACCAGAAGAAGAUGAGAUUGUCUCCAUUUGGUACUUUUGAAAUAUCUGGACAUUUAUGAGAGAGCUAAUCAUUGUUGAAUAAUGUUUUAGUGUUUCACUGUUCCACUUACUUUCACCAUAUGUUAUCAUACAUUAUUGUACAAAUUAAGUAUUCCGACAGCAAGAAAUGUAAAAAAAAAAAAAAAAAGAAAAAGUUUUUUCAAAACUUUUAUUUGUCAUGAAUAAAAAACAGUACAUACAAACAUCAAAAAGUCUUUAGUUUACCAAGAGCUUAACGCAUUGUAAGCAUUUUUUCAGACUGAAGUAUGUCCAGUGUGCUCAGCCCCAUGAAUAAUCAAGUGUUUAAAAUGAACUUUCAUGAGCCCAUUUUCCAUCAGGCACUUUACAGAUCUGCUCAGAUGAGAGUUACGUCUGCGUUCACUGUUAUGUCUGACUAUAAGUGAGGAGACCUUGAGCACUUUUAGCUUAUUGCUUCAUUAAAUCAAAUAUUCAAGUGAAAAAUAAGCUAAAUUUACAGUCAAGGAUUGUCCAGUUUUCCAUCAUCUAGUCUGUCUUUAGAAGUACCUGGGGCCUCAUUUAUUAAGCUGUGUAUGCAUGCUAAAAGCCAUAAACAUAGUAUACAUGUUCAUAUUUAUAAAACCAUGCACGCUCAAUGUAGCCCAAUGCUAUUUAUGCAUGCACAUACAGGUCUGUGCAGUAAAGGGAGUUUUGUGUGGAAAGUGUUAUAAAGAGACUUUAUAAAUGAGGCCCCUGGUGUGAACCAACAAGCAGCUGCUAGUCAUUAAGCAAACACUCAUAUCUGCAUAUUUCUAUUGAAAUAAAAGUAAAACUUUAAACAAACAUUUCCUCAAUAACUUCUUUGUACUACUUAGCACAAUUGUGUUAGCACAAACUAGCCAUGUUAACCAGCUUAAAGCUUAAUCCUCACCAAGAUGACCAAACAUGAUGAAGGCUACCUAUCUA
Molecule: messenger RNA, 3791 nt
Organism: Periophthalmus magnuspinnatus
Lineage: Eukaryota; Metazoa; Chordata; Actinopteri; Gobiiformes; Gobiidae
Gene: nbn
Product: nibrin
Biological process (GO): double-strand break repair via homologous recombination; mitotic G2 DNA damage checkpoint signaling
Cellular component (GO): Mre11 complex
Molecular function (GO): protein binding; damaged DNA binding
Source: RefSeq, a predicted model, not a curated record